Molecule: messenger RNA, 321 nt
Organism: Pseudogymnoascus verrucosus
Lineage: Eukaryota; Fungi; Ascomycota; Leotiomycetes; Thelebolales; Thelebolaceae
Exons: 1
Coding region: 1-321 (106 amino acids)
Source: RefSeq, a predicted model, not a curated record
AUGUCCUCGGAGGCGCAGGAGAUUGGGCGCGAUCCGGACGCCUGCCGAUGGAAAACCUCAUCUUCGUCGCUGCGUACACGUCCUCUGUCACCGUUACUGUCACCACCACAUCGCGAUAUUCUCACCACUUCGCUCUCUCACUGCGACAUUGUUGUCGCCGUGGGAGAUUUUCACUACUUCCGACUGAUUUUCCCUCAAAUUACGAAGGGACGAGGCGACCAGGAAGUCCUCCAAAUCGUCCCAGAGGAUGUAGCCCAAGACCUCGAUCUCAUUGAAGAAUUUGACCGCAUUAGUUACGGCCUACGCGGUUCUGGGGUGUAA